This is a messenger RNA of Gossypium raimondii (Peruvian cotton), 2036 nucleotides long. RefSeq names its product protein IQ-DOMAIN 2. Lineage: Eukaryota; Viridiplantae; Streptophyta; Magnoliopsida; Malvales; Malvaceae. The record is from RefSeq and is a predicted model, not a curated record. The transcript is spliced from 6 exons. Bases 419 to 1777 code for a protein of 452 amino acids. Gene Ontology annotation, molecular function: protein binding.
CACUGAUCCGCGUGUAAAAUUUAGAAACAAGUGUUCAUAAAACUGUGGUUCAGUUGCCAAAAUUUGGGGGAGAAAUGGGUGGACUUUGUUUCCAACCAAACCAAUCAGGGGAGGGUGGCAAUGCAGUUAGAUAAGUGUGUCGCAUUUUUUGCCCCAAGAACUGGGUCACACUAGCAAAAGGACCAGCUGUUUCUUCUUCAUAAUCUCUAAAAUCCACUUGUCAACUUCUCUUUAUAUAUUCCAUUUUCUUCUCCAUAUCAAAAGGAUGCAGUCUGCUAAGCCUAUGCAGUGACAACCUUUCAAAUUUCUGGGUUCUUUUUUUUCUGUUUGUAUUGUGAAUAGAAAGGGAAAGAGCACUCUUCAAAUUCUUUGAGAUCUGGGAAUUACAAUCUCAGGGUUCACAGUGAGGAAAGAUACGAUGGGGAAGAAAGGAAAAUGGUUGUCUUCUUUGAAGAAAGUGUUCAGCCCAGAUUCCCAGGAAAAAAAAAACCAGAAAUCAAAACAGCAGUUGUUGGAGAAGCAGGUGCAUUUGGGUUCCAGUGAUUCUGGUGCAGCCACUUUAGAAACUGUCAGCUUGUCCCCUCCUCCGCCAGAAGAAGUUAAACCGAUUGAAGCUGAAAGCAAGCAGACUUACCCUGUGGUAGUUGCCAGUGCUGCUGCUUCACCUCAGGCUGCCGUAGAGGUUGUUCAACGUCAGCUUAAUAGAGAUGCUCUGUUCGCUGGAAAAUCUGAGGAGGAAGUGGCAGCAAUAAAGAUCCAAACAACUUUCCGAGUUUACCUGGCUAGAAGGGCAUUGCAUGCUUUAAAAGGAUUGGUCAGGCUGAAAUCAUUGAUGGAAGGGCCUGUGGUCAAGAGGCAAGCAGCAAGUACUCUUCGGUGCAUGCAAACGCUUUCUCGUCUGCAGUGUCAGGUUCGAAUUAGGAGAACCAGGAUGACUGAAGAAAAUCAGGCUCUUCAGAGGCAACUCUUGCAGAAACAUGCAAAAGAGAUUGUGAACUUGCAGAUGGGGGAAGACUGGGAUUACAGCCUGCAGUCAAAGGAACAAAUCGAGGCAAGCUUACUUAGCAAGCACGAGGCAGCUAUGAGAAGAGAAAGGGCCAUGGCAUAUUCAUUUACUCAUCAGCAAACCUGGAAGAAUGCUUCAAGAUCUAUGAAUCCGUUAUUCAUGGAUCCAAACAAUCCCUCAUGGGGAUGGAGUUGGUUGGAACGAUGGAUGGCAGCACAACCACAGGAGGGUCGUGGUACAACAGAAAAGGAACAGAACGACCAGUCAUCCAUAAGGAGUGCACGCAGCAACUUUGGAGGAGAAAUCAGCAAAGCUUAUGCUCGCUACCAACUCAAUUUGGAUAAGCAAUCCCCAAAGGCUGGCCAAAAGCCGAACCAAACAUCAAGUCUCCUAUCCGUUUCAACUCCUAAGACAUCAGCUUCAAUACCUGCCCGAAAGCUGAAGUCAGCAAGCCCUAGAAGCAGUGUGGUCGGUCCAGAUGAUGACGGAAGAAGCAUGGUGAGCAUUCAGUCAGAAAGGAACCGUAGGCAUAGCAUUGCAGGCUCCUCAGUGCAUGACAAUGAGGGCCUAGGAAGCUCUCCAUUGCUUCCAAGUUACAUGGUACCGACUGAAUCCACAAGAGCUAAGACCCAGUUGCAAAGUCCGUUGGGACUAGAAGCCAAUGGAACACCUCGGAAGGGACCGAUUGCGUCUGCCAAGAAACGCCUUUCUUAUCCACCUUCACCAGCUAGGCCAAGGCAGCACUUACUAAUACAGAAGUUGGUGUCAUGAAUGGAAAGGGCAGUUAGUCAUAAAAAAUAUAAUAUUAAAGAAUGCAAGCAUCUGUACGUGGGUAUGGAGAAGUCCAAAAGGAGCAAAAAGGGGGGGGGGGGUUGAGGGGAAGGAAGCAAGGAGGAACUAUAGUCAUUUGAUUUCUAAAGUUUUUAAUUCAUUAAUGCCUGAGUGGUUUUUGUUGGGGUAUAAUUUUUUGCUGGGAUGCGCUGUUAUCUAACAGAUCCUUUUCAAUUCAUACAUCUUUGGGUUUUUUUUU